AUGGCAAGGAAGAGCUGGAACAACCACAGUCAAGAUUGGGAUCCAAUGCGUGAUGAUUACAAUGACACCUCAUAUGAUGCACAAUAUCCUGAUGAUGACUCUGGAGGUGGAGUUCAGUUGGAUCAAUGCCGUUUGUAUAUUACAAACAUACCAAAGACUUUGAAUGAAGAUGGCCUGAGGACUCUAUUUAGCAAAUAUGGGACGAAUGUGGCGGCCUUCCUUAGUAAAGAUGCCCAGAAGCGGUUUGGGCUUGUCACUUUUGAAUCUCCAGGCGAAGCCAAACUUGCAAUGAUGAAACUCAACAGGACUGAACCACUCAAUUUGAAUAUUUGCAUAGCUCACAAGAAGAAAACUGGUCGUAAACAGAAAGAGUCAGAGGAGCGCGCCCCCGCUUACAGUUGCAGAGAUGACAGUGGAAGCCAGUGCAGUAGAGGGAGAAUAAGCAGAAAACAAGAUGAUUUUCAACUUAGUUUUAAUGGAGAUGGUGAAUUGGAUCAAUUGAAGAUGGAUGAUGAUUUGACCUUGGCAAGCCCCGACCCGCACAUGAAUUUGGAAAUGAUACAACUACAAAUGGAACAACUCAAGUUGAAAGAGGCGCAGCUGCAGUGCAGGCAACGCAUGCUGCUCUUGAAUCAUGUCGGAAAGAAACAGCAGCUUCAGGGAGGCAGCAACAGGUGCAUUAUGCCCGAUGGAAGAAUUAUCGUGAGGAAUGUUAACAGGGACACAGAGUUGCAGGCGAGUGAGAAUUUCGGUGACGGCGAUAUGAACGUCGGGCGCGACCGCUCUCGCGGUGGUUCUUGGGACCGAAGCGGCAGCGGCAGCGGUGGCCGCAGCUCUACCUCCACCUCCACGUGCGUCCACUGCGAGGAGCGAAGGGAGAAGUCGCACACUGCCCGACGGGUCGCCGGUACGAAUACGCCGCCAGGGGAAUCUAGGGCGGGCGUGGGCAGCGGGAGGAAGGGGAGCGAACACGAACACGAGAGCACCCUCUACGAGUUUAAGUUCAGCGAUCUCGCCAGCACCGGCGACGAGGAAGACGAGGCGACCGAGCGCUUGAUACUCUCCCGCGCAACGGACUAUCGGGACGAAGUCGAGGUGCUUCUCAAGCUGGCCAUAGCACCGGACGGCUACCCCAAGCUUAAGAUGCGGCUGCGCCAGAUGGAGAUGUUCCAGAGGGCAAUCGACGGGAUAGUGGACAUGCAGCUCAAGGCGGGCCUGCUGAAGAGGGUGCCCUCGUUCCACGACUGCUAUCUGAACAGGGGCGCGAUCGUGUGCGUAUGCAAAGAUCCGGAGACGAGGGAUUGGGUGGUGCGCGUGUUGGCCGGAAUGGAGGAGCGCAUGGGCUGCCAACUGAUGCUGCUGAGCACGAAGGUCAAGAGGAUCUGCCUGGCUGCGCUGAGGAUACCCUCGGAAAGCUGGCCGGCGACAGCGCGCGAUGUCUUCAAGCUGCUCCAGUACUUCAACCCGUCGCUGAGGACGGAUUCCUGGCGGAUCUACGCCCAGAAGAAGAGUGCCGACGGCGCCGAGUGCACCUCGCUCCUAGUGGACCGCGUCUCCGGCGAGAUAAUGCGCGGCCACGCCUUCAAGAACGUGAUCGACUACGCCAGCAUGGAUUUCGAGUUGACCGGCCACGCGGAGAUCUACUACGAGGGCGUUUCUAGCGGGCUUCGCGACGACUUGAGCAGUGUCGCGUCUAGGGCCCGGCUGUUGGGCGAGCUGAGGUCUGGCACGCUGACGGAGGACGUGUCGUCGACUCGUCUUGAACAUAAAGAGGAGGAAAUCCCACACGCGGCCGAGGUGAAGAGGGCUUUAGAAGACUCUCUUAACAUGGACGCGAUGAAGAAACUCAAAGGCGUGGAGUACCGCAGCGGUGAUAACGAGCCGAUCGCGUGGUCGGCCGCCAGCGAGGCCGAGGUCGCCGACGAUAAGCAUGACAAAGCUGACACCGUUUCGCUGACACGCGACAGGGCCGACUCUGUCAUGGACAGUUUGGUGGACAGCGCGGUGACCGUGGACAGCCGACGCGGCGUCGCCUACCACAGGCGCACCAAUUACCUGCACGUGGACAACGAACUGAAGCUGGCCAUAACCCUCGAGGACUACCCCGAGAGCAAGCUGGACGGGACCCACAUCAGGCGGCUGAAGAGGCUCUUUAAGGAGCAACUGAACAAGGACGUGAAGGCCGGCCGCUUGGCCAGCCCCAUCCUCCCGCGGUUCCACGACGUGUUCCUGUCCAACGGGGCCGUGGUCUACGUGUGCGACAGCCUGGAGUCGAAGGACUAUUUGACCGGCAUCCUGCCCAAGUUCAUCAGCUCCACCGGCCUGAAGUUGGCCUUUAAAGAGGUUAGCCAGCUGCUGCGCUACACCAGGGUCGUUAUGCGUCUCCCCAAGGCGCUGGCGCAUUUGGAGUCCAACAAGAUUACGGCGCAACUGCCAAUGAGGUAUCCGGGAUUGAAGCCCGAGCGCUGGAAGUGCUACUCGGACGUGGCCGGCAAACAGAAGAGGCAAUUCGGCGUCGACCCCGAAUCUCUGGACGUGAUCAGGAGUCCCGGGUUCGAGUUCAGCUACGAGGGGGAGACGAUAGAGUUCAGGGUUAUAGACAGGAAGAAGCGCGCCGCGAGCUUUAACGAGACCGAGCCAAAAUCUACAGUGGCAGACGAGAACGAAGCCCUCUGGGAGAGGAUCUCCAGGGAGAUGUUUCGCCCUAUAGGCGCUGACCUGACGAGCGCCUCUCUAAGCCGUACGCGCGCCAACCACUACACCGAUCUGGUGGCUGACGACCUGAAGCUCUACAUCGGGCCCCCCAACUAUCCAGAGUCGAGGCUCGACGAGGCCGCCCUCUACAAGCUCAAAGGCGAACUCAAAACAAUCGUUCUGGAGGCCUUGCGAAGCGGCCACGAGGCAAUACCACAGUUCCACGACCUCUACCUCUUCGACGGUGUCGUCUUCGCGAUCUGCGGCGAUUUCGAAUCGAAGAGCUGGCUGGAGGGGCAACUCGAGACAGUCGGCGCCAGGCUGGGUUCGAACCUGCGCUCCACCGAAUACCGGGGCGCGGUUGGCAUAGUCAGCAUGCAGGCGCGCACCGCCCUAGACACGGACGAGGUGAUUGCCACGCUGCAGUCGCUCAACCCGCGGCUGCGCACGCGUUUCUGGAGGACCAUCAGCGUGGUCCGCUCGCAGGGGAGGCUAGACGCCGUCCUGCAGAUAGACAGGCUCUCCGCCCAAGUGAUAACCGACCCGCGGUUCGAGCGCCGCAUCGGCGGCGAGCCGGUGCAGUUCAAGCUGGGACACCUGCAGUCGCUCGUGCGGCCGAAGACCGCGCUAGCGUACAUCGAGAGGAGACGGCCCCAGCCAGAAGCUAGUGACAAAGACGAUGCGAAGACCAUCAGCGCCCUCGACGGAGAAGACACGGACUACUGCCGCAUGACCCUGAAGGUUCCCGCCGGGAUUCUGCCCGAGCGCAGGGACGACUUCAACGUGAUCCUGGACCUCCUCGAAGAUAAGAACCCCGGUCUGAACACGGAGCUGUGGCGGUUCGCGUGCGAGGGCGCCUACCCUUCCGGCGGGAGGUUCAACCUUCUCGUGGACAAGCAGUCCGCCUCCGUGAUAAAGGGCGAGGGGUUCGACGGCAGCCUCGGCGGGGAGCAACUCAAGUUCCUCUUC
Iphiclides podalirius (scarce swallowtail) is the source of this 3663-nucleotide messenger RNA. The record is from the annotation of a GenBank genome assembly. Lineage: Eukaryota; Metazoa; Arthropoda; Insecta; Lepidoptera; Papilionidae.